Molecule: messenger RNA, 2876 nt
Organism: Betta splendens (Siamese fighting fish)
Lineage: Eukaryota; Metazoa; Chordata; Actinopteri; Anabantiformes; Osphronemidae
Gene: banp
Product: BTG3 associated nuclear protein
Exons: 13
Coding region: 170-1708 (512 amino acids)
Biological process (GO): protein localization to nucleus; negative regulation of protein catabolic process
Molecular function (GO): DNA binding
Source: RefSeq, a predicted model, not a curated record
CAGAUUUUUGCUUGUUGCACCCGGCUUCACCGUGAAAGGAGGGGGGAAGUAGUGCAGCCUUCUAUCUGAAGAGCGGGCGACGCCAAGGUUUCAUCUCUCGCGAGGAACGACGCCGUUAUCGGAAUCCCUACAAACAACACGAGAAUUCAUCAUUCACACGUUGUGAACGAUGUCCGAACAAGACUUGGAUGAAAUUGUGCAAAUAACAGUGGAGGACUUUAACGAGGACGACCAUACAACAAACAUGCUGGACAAUCACGAAGACGAUGAGGAAAGACCACAGAAGAAAAGGAGAAAAUUAAGCAACAGUCAGGAGAACAACACCAACAGUGACUUAACUUUUAUUAAGAACCUUUUGGUCUCAUUUACCACAACAAUCACUCAACGACUGGAAGGAAUAGAGUCAAAAGUUCAGGCUCUGGAUGCCACGUGCAGAGCCCUUGGGCGCAAACUGGACAACAUGAUGCCCUGCAGCAAAAGCCCUAUCCAGGUUCCUAUGGUCGCAGGAUCCCCUCAAGGGGCCACUCAAACUUGGAACAAAGUGCGAUGUGUUGUUCCACAAACCAAUGUCAUAGUCAGCAGUGAAAACCCAAAGACCUCAAUCCACACAGAUAACCCUCUGGAGAAUUUGCUCAGCAACACGGUGGCCAAGAGGCGACAGAACACAAUACUGGUAAAGGUGCCAGGCCCUGAGGAGAGUCAGGAGGCACAGGACAGUGGCUCAGAAGCCAGUGACUCUGUCUCCAACGGUGACCAGUCCAGUAAUGCACAAAAUGGCCAGAAUGUCACACUUAUCACACUCAAUUCCGAAGAUGACUACCCAGAUGGCACCUGGCUGGGUGACGAGAACAACCCAGAGAUACGGGUUCGCUGCCCAGUGUCUUCAGCUGACAUGCUACACAUCAGCACAAACUGCCGCACACCUGAGAAAAUGGCACUGACGCUAUUGGACUACUUGUUCCAUCGGGAGAUCCAGGCUAUGUCAAACCUCUCUGGGCAGGGCAAACACGGCAAGAAGCAGCUGGACCCGCUCAUGAUCUAUGGCAUCCGCUGUCACUUGUUUCACAAAUUUGGCAUCACUGAGUCAGACUGGUACCGCAUCAAGCAAAGCAUCGACUCCAAGUGUCGUACGGCCUGGAGACGCAAGCAACGUGGCCAGAGUCUGGCCGUCAAGAGUUUCUCCAAACGCACACCUCGCAGUUCAACCUCAGAGGGAGGCAUCAUGGAAGAAGGAGGCCACAUUGAAACUGCCACCCAGCAGACUUUGCACUACACUCUGGCCAAUCAGCAAGUUCAGUUUCACCGUAUUGGUGAGGAUGGACAAGUUCAGGUGAUUCCCCAGGGUCAGCUGCACAUUGCCCAGGUGCCGCAAGGAGAGGAGGUGCAAAUCACACAGGACAGUGAGGGAAACCUCCAGAUCCACCAGGUGCAUGUUGGUCAGGAUGGACAGGUGUUGCGUGGAGCACAGCUGAUAGCCGUGGCAUCAACUGACGGAGGGGCCACAGCCGUUGAGGGCACCUCUCUGGCCCCCGACAUCCAAGUGCAGUACGUGCAGCUGGCCCCCGUUACAGAUCACACAGCUGCAGUACAGGCUGGCGAGCUGGCCCCAACCCUGCAGGCAGACUUGGAUGUGAAGGAGGCCAUCCAGGGUGCCAUUCAGGGAGAAAACGGCGAGGUGGUCCAGAUUGUCACGUCCGUGGCCACCUGAAAGCCCAGUUCUGGUUGACACAAGCCAGGAUUGUGCCGCGGACCCAAGGCCUGAUGAGUCUCUGUGAAACGUGGGAGGUUAAUAAAUGCGAACAGUGGAGUCUGACAAGCGGACACACUGAAGGUCACUGAUGUUAUGGAGGAAAGGGGCAUUUUAAUUUGUAGUAUUUGUUUUCCCUGCGCAUUGCUCCGACCAGAUGUCACAAUGUGGAAACUUACACGGAGAACCCGAAACGACCGUGACACUCCACAAUCAACUGCGGUCUGGCUGGUGUUUUCAUCAGCAGACAGGGCCUGACCUCCCACAGACUGCGCUCUGGGAUUGUUGUCGGUCCAGGGAGGAUGCUGCGUAUGCAGACCAUCACCCUGCCACUUCAUCAGCACACAACUGUUUACAUCAGCUUGGGAAAAUGGCGGAGUUAUUUAGACUUGAGAUGCUUGGCUUACCCCAAACCCAUGAAUGUGAUGUCAGACAACCGGUCAUGUGCUUCUUCUCUCAUCAGCUGUCGCCAUGGAGGACUUUGAGAGUAGGCUGACUUUGCUGAGGACCGCUCCACUCGGUUGUGAUUAAUUUGGUUUCCAGACUCAGUCCAUACUGUCCCUCCAGGGCCCUGACCCUACUUCACUCAGUUCAGCUUGUGUUCACAUUGUUCAGCCCCACACUUUUGUUUGUGUUUUUGAUUUAUCUAAUUGUUACAUGCCAACAUUUUCAAGGGGAGCUUCAACUUCAGAGGUGAAACACCAUCAAAUAAAAAACUAGAAGAAAUGGGGGCAGUGGUAGAACAGGAUGCUUGUAGAAUACCAAGGAGAUCUUGAAGUUGUUUAUUUACCCCAAAUAUGUCUCUGUGAAAGACAAAUACAUGUCAAUAAAACAUGUUUGUGGUUGCCAUAAAAGUAUGUUUUUAUUUUCUCUGUGUAUUUUGACUUUUUUCCAUCAAAGUGGUUUCAAAGUUUUCCAAGACAUGAUUUUACUUUCAUGUGCUACAAAUAGACAGUUGAGGAAGCAUGAAAUAAUAGUUCGGUUUUGAGGUUGUGUUUCAUGUCGAGCUAUUUUAUUUAGUAUUUUAACAGUAAAUAUGUAUCAUGUCAGCUCCAGCAAUAGGACAAGGCUACUGUAUUGUCAGUAAUCGUGACAAAAUAACAGAAAUAAAAAGCUUUGGCUUCACAAA